AUGGCUGAAGAGAUAUCCUUAUCUAUCGCGGAGACGAACAAGCUUCGUGCUCAGCUUGGAUUGAAGCUAUUACCUGAAACGGAACCAGAACCCCAAAUACAACAAGAAGUACAACCAAAAGUUCAAUCGGUUGUUCAAUCAUCUACAGAACUUUCCAUUGAAGAAACAAAUAGAUUAAGGUUAUCCUUAGGAUUGAAACCAAUUACUGUAGAGAAACCAGUUAAUCAAACCCCACAAACUGAAGUUUCCAAGCCAAAAGAAGAAACUAAGGUUGAUGGAACAUCAUCUAAUGAUAGAAUACGGCAACGUAUACAAGAUGCAAAGACGAAAGCUACGAAGAGAAGGAAAAUAAUUGAUUUGGAGAAUUCAUUACAAGAUGAUUCAGAAUCCACUGAUGACUGGCUAAACAAGUUGGGAUCUAAAAAGAAGACUGAUGGUAAAGUGCGACGUAAAGUUGAACCAUCUCAUCAAGAAAAUGAAUUGGAAGAACUUUCCAUAGGACAUAAUGUAAAUGAACUUUCCAAACUUUCUAAUGAUGAUAUAUUAACCUUUGAUGACUCAAAUAUUCUAGCUGAUGAUGAUAAUGGGAAACUUACAAAUGAAAAACUUUCCAAAGAGUCUAGAUUAAAACAAGAAUUAAAGAAUAAAACAAAAAUUGAAAAUAUGAAGCAUUUUGGAAGACAUUAUAAAAUUGAAGACGAAGUAGAAGAAGAUCAAGAUGUCCAAGAUUUGAACACAGACCUGGUUGUGCUAGGUAUUGGUGGAACUGUUAGUUUAGCCAAGAAUAAAGUGGAACCGAUUGCAAAUGAUACUGAUAAAGUACGUUCUAAAAGUCUUGCCAUUCUGGAUUUAUUUGGUGAGGAUGAUGAAUUGAAUACUACUGAUAUUGUUCCAUCUAAACCUAAAUCGACUAAAAUGAAAAAGUUGAAGAAGAAAACUGGGAAUUCUAGAACGAAAUCAGUAGAUGUAAUUCCCAAUGGACAAAUGGAGGCUGUGAAUCUUGAAAUGGAUGGAGUUGAUACUUUUGAGGAUGAUUCAGAAUUACAAGCCAUUUUGCAACUGAAGAGGAAGAUCAAACAAAGAGAAUCUCGUAGAAAUAUUUCACCUGAUCAAGUAGCCAAGGAAAUUUCCAUGUUUCAAAGAUUGGAAGAGGAGAGUAAAAUUGAUAGAGAUGCAAGGUUGGCGUCAGCAGAAGAAGGAAGUGUAGUUUUUGAUGAUACGACGGAUUUUUUGAGCUCAUUAUCGGCACCAAUAUUAAAAGAACCAACAGUACCAGUGGAACUAGAACAAAUCAAAGAAGAUGUUACAGAAAAACAAGAGGCAUUAGAUUCUGUUACUUCUAAUGACAAAAAAUCAGAAGAGAUUGAUUUAGAAAAAAAAGUGGAACCAAUAUUGGAACAACCUAGUGAAGUAUUCAACAAGGGGCUUGCAUCCACCUUAAAAUUCUUACAAUCACAACUGAUUAUCCUGAAACCUACCACAGAAAGUCUGUUAAGAGCUAGAGAAUAUAGAGAAGCGCAACGAGAGGCAGAACUCUUGAAGUUAAAAAUAUCCAUUGAAGAAAGAUUACUUCGAGAAGAAUUGGCAUCAGAUAAACAAUAUAUGAAUACACCCAAGGUAGAAAGAGAAGAAUUAUUUGGACAAUACCUUGAUCAAAGAUUAAAGGAAAAGCAAAUUAUCCAACCUAAUACCCAUUCAAGAGUGAAUAACAAAGAUAAGAACAAACUCAAAAGUUAUAACCCGGACGUCAAGCUUACUUAUAGAGAUGAUCAAGGUAAUGUACUUAAUACCAAAGAAGCAUACAAAGUACUUUCGCAUAAAUUUCACGGUGUUAUGCCAAGUGCUGCACAAGCCAGCAAAAAGGCAAAAAAACUUGAAAGUAAUAAAUCACAAACAGGACGUGAAUUUAUACCUUAA
Messenger RNA from [Candida] anglica, 1917 nucleotides. The record is from the annotation of a GenBank genome assembly. Lineage: Eukaryota; Fungi; Ascomycota; Pichiomycetes; Serinales; Debaryomycetaceae.